Molecule: messenger RNA, 780 nt
Organism: Diuraphis noxia (Russian wheat aphid)
Lineage: Eukaryota; Metazoa; Arthropoda; Insecta; Hemiptera; Aphididae
Cellular component (GO): membrane
Source: RefSeq, a predicted model, not a curated record
AUGUGGAAAAGGUGUGUGUCCAAGAACUACGUAACGUGCGCAAAGCUGGCACUGGUUCAUCUUGUGGACCGUUUGGAGCGGGCCAAUGACAGCUACUCAUUAGUAUCCGGCGUCACGGUGUCCAGCCAUAAGUUGGCCGGUCGAGCAGAGGACGGCAAUGGAAACGUACCAGCGCAAACGACCGCAGGCCGUGACUCGUCCGAGGCUUUUGACCGAUUACUCGUCGACAAAUUAGGCCGGUACUUCGGCACGCUUACACUCAACGUCAAGCUGUUGGACGAUGCGACAGUGCAGUCGGUCCGGAAGUUGGGAGAGGCUGCGGCCGACGCAUCUAUUCAAUCGGGCAGGGGAAAGAAGCAAAAGUACGCGCAGUCCAUCCUGUUGGCCGGAUGGGUGACCGGUGCCAUGCUGCUGGCGCUCGGUAUGAAGGCGAUCGCCGUUCUCGCGGGCAAGGCGCUCAUGACGGCGCUCAUGUCGCUGCUUCUGUCCGGACUAGCGUCGUUCCGCGCUGGCGGUCACUCUGAGCCCAAGAGCACCACUUACGAGAUCGUCACCAAGCCGGUGUACUCGCACUCACACUCGACCGCGGACGACACACACUCAGCCGGCUCCCAGAACAACCCCACGUACAGACGAUCCAUCGGCAGUGGAGCAGGUGGUGGCAGCGGCGUCAUGGGGUUGCAACCGGUGCCGGUUCCGUCAUCGGCUGAGGAUGCCGACCACGUCGUGUACCGUAUACAUACUUCCGAUAAGACUGUGUUUAACAUACAGAUAAUCUAA